Messenger RNA from Micromonas commoda, 900 nucleotides. RefSeq lists its product as hypothetical. The coding region runs from base 1 to 900 and encodes 299 amino acids. Lineage: Eukaryota; Viridiplantae; Chlorophyta; Mamiellophyceae; Mamiellales; Mamiellaceae. The record is from RefSeq and is a predicted model, not a curated record. The transcript has a single exon.
AUGCGCGACUGGGGCUUAGAUCCGGGAAGCCCGCAAUGGGCGCCGGAUCCCUACGCAGAGGUCGACAGCACGCGCGUUUCUCGACGAAGGGAGCACGCGCGGCGCGCGAACGAGCUGGACAAGAGGCUGGCGUCUCCCACCGCCCCGGACCCGCUGAAUCUCCCGGAGCACUACGCCGACAUCAUGUGGAGGGAGCACGUCUCCAGGUAUUGGGGGAAAGAGCCUAGAGUUCGAGAGUGGUCGCGGCUUCGCGAGGCCGAGGGGAGCACGCCGGAGGGACUCCUGCGUGGGGCAGCUCCGGCGAGGUGGGACGCGGAGCGAUGGCCCAGGUCGCGCGUCCCGGGAAAACGAUUCGUGCAAGUUCUCCGGGACGACAACGUCGCCGCGCCAGUCGACGAGGACGAGAACGCGCCCGAGGUGGACAUCGUCAACUCCGAUCGGUUGUACGCUCUCGGUAACUUCGACCACUUCUUCACCCCCGUCCCGUCCCCAAGAGAGGAAGGCGAGGACUACGUACCCUCGCCGUGGGAGGUCACGACGACGCCCAGGGAAGCCGAGGGCGCGGAUGACGACGAACGCCCGGGUGACGACGUGUGCCCCGCGGCGAACGCGACCGAGGAUGACGGCCCACCCGACUGGUACGAUAAGGUGGUGGUGGACCGCGCGCGGCUGUCCCGCGGCGUCAGGUUCGAGAGCAAGGGUGAGACGCGCGAGGAGGCUGUCGCGCGGAGGCUCCGUGGGCACCCAACUCCGGAGGAGGCGAGGCAGGAUAAGAGGAGGGACAAGAGCAGGGCGAUGAAGGAGCUCAAGGAGGUGAGGCACGCGCUGGGUAUGUCCAACAGGGUCGUGGGAGAGAAGGAUGACGACACACGGGCGAAGGAGAAGGGGCGUAAGUACUAG